Molecule: messenger RNA, 2037 nt
Organism: Passer domesticus (house sparrow)
Lineage: Eukaryota; Metazoa; Chordata; Aves; Passeriformes; Passeridae
Exons: 6
Coding region: 440-1030 (196 amino acids)
Source: RefSeq, a predicted model, not a curated record
AAUGACUCCCAGCCCUGUGUUUGGGUGAAGCAUGAUGGUCAUUUGUGCUCAUUGAGCCCAGCUGGUGCUGCAGGCACUAGCACAGCCUCCUUAGCUCCCACUUCAGCCGUGGGAGGUGCUGUGGGGUGGGGAGUGAGAUUUUAGUUGCUAUGUUUUGAAAAUGGUUGGAGAUUCUGAGGAGAAGGAAUAAACAUCAGAUGGUUUUAGUCUGGUCAGAGAAGAUGGGAAAUGCAGUGACUGAAAGAGUGCAGGCCCCACAGGGAGAGCAGCCUGGAGCCUUGCAGCGGCACAAAGGAUUUUCUUUCACGGGAGGGUUUCACUCUGGAGCCUUCUUGCGGAAUUCCCGGUGCUGGGAAGGAGCAGCUCCGCAGUAGAUGCUCAGGAAAAGGAAGAUUCUGUUAAAAGCCCAGACUGCGUGGAAAGACUGGCACGAAAAUACAUGCAGAAGUGCACAGUGGAGUCAAGCACAGAGUCUGAGAAUGAAUCCAGGGCAGAGGUUGUGCCUAGCCCACUUUCUGGAGGACCCAAGAAAGCAAAGGAAUCCAGAAGACUACAAUUUGUAGAUCCUUAUGAUGGUGAUUCAGAAGAUGCAUCUGUUCACACUGACUGUGGUAUAAAAGAUGCACCAUGGAGAAACAGUGCCUCAAAAGCAGUGCCUUUGGAGGAUGCUGAUACUUCAGAGGAUGAAGAAUCCUUCCCUAAUCCCCCAAAUGUCAGUGAAAUUCAGGCAGUACAUGACUGCAGAGCAGCCCUGGAGCUCCCUGGCCAGGAGAAGGGUCUGUUGCAGUCACCUCCAGGCCCAGGAGCAUUUAUCCCGGCGGGGCUGACACCUGACCACGCCUCACCGAGGGCUGUUAACCCUUCAGUCUCCGCGGGUCUCCCUGCAAUCCUGGCUGGCACUGCUCCACAGCCCCUGCUCCCAGCUCACUGUGAUGGCACAAUGGCAGAGCAGCCCAUAAUUAAAAGAAAACAAGGGAUUCCUGCUCCAGAGGGUGCUAGUGAAAAACUAAAGAAAUUCCGUACCACUUAACCUAAGGGAUGAAUAAAUCAUUGGACAGACUGUUCUGGAGGAUCAUUCUGGUAGAGAUUUCUUUUGCAGUGUGUACCUGAACUAACCAGGCUGCCUCAAGCCUGUUACAAAUGCACUGCACUGUACAGUAAGCUCUGAGCUCCACCUGAAAAACUGAAUCAAACAAGUUGUGUGGCAAUUCCAGUGAAAACGAGCAAGGGUCUAUCCACAGCAUGGCAGACCAGCUUGGUGCCCAGGUCCUCUGGAAGCAGCAGCCCCAGCUCCUGUGUGCAGUACCUGGAGGCAGCUGCUCAGUUUCAGUGUAAUCUCACCAACACUGACAAGGGUUUGUCAGGAGGGAAAGAAGAAUGACCCUUGGCUGCAAUUAUCUUCCAACAGCUAUGGCUUGUCUGGCACCUGCUUCACUGGUGUUUGGCUCCUGCUGUGCCUGACCUCCCUCCGAGUGGUGAAUGAUACAGGUUUGACUGCCAACAGCUGAACUGACUGCAACUGCUGGCAAUCCAGCAUUCAUUUUCUGCUUCAAAGGGGGAGAAGUUGUCUAAUUGCUGUUAACACAGCUGCUCCUUCCUUGUUGGACCAAUGUUUUGGGCAGUUUCUGUGUAGCUGCCAGAACAGUGUUUACAAUGUGAUGUGGAACACAUUAGCUCAGAGCUGCUUAGUGAAAGCAAUCAUUCAGGAGCUGCAGGAAUGGUGCCCACAGAUGGGAGACGAGUUAGGGAGCGAAGCCUGUCUCUCUGAUCUCUCUUUCCUGUAUGGUAAUUUCUUUAAUCAGGUUUAGAAUCUGGGUAGUCCAUUUGUGUGGGAGGGAAACUACUUACUAUGAAAGUAUAAUUAUGGCUUGAAAGAUGUUAGUACCAGCAACUUUUUUUUGUACAACUGGCAGAGAUUUUUAGUUUCCAGUUUCUUUCAUAGGAUGGAAAGCCAUUCAAAAUAUUAUUUAACUGCUAACAUUGCACCCCUUCCAUCUGUGUAUAUAUUUUAUUAAAGCAACUUCUCUUUCAUCCUUA